Molecule: messenger RNA, 505 nt
Organism: Trifolium pratense (red clover)
Lineage: Eukaryota; Viridiplantae; Streptophyta; Magnoliopsida; Fabales; Fabaceae
Product: 60S ribosomal protein L32-1-like
Exons: 1
Biological process (GO): translation
Cellular component (GO): cytosolic large ribosomal subunit; ribosome
Molecular function (GO): structural constituent of ribosome
Source: RefSeq, a predicted model, not a curated record
AGCAGAGACAAGAUAGCCGUUCCUCUUUUAGACAAGAAAAUUGUGAAGAAGCGGGUCAAGAGAUUCAUCAGGCCUCAAAGUGACAGGAAAAUAUGUGUCAAGCCAAGCUGGCGCAGACCCAAGGGUAUUGAUUCACAUGUUAGGAGGAAGUUCAAGGGAGUUACUUUGAUGCCAAACAUUGGUUAUGGCUCAGACAAGAAGACCCGCCACUAUCUGCCCAAUGGAUUCAAGAAGUUCCUUGUCCACAAUGUCAAGGAUCUUGAACUUUUGAUGAUGCAUAACCGAACUUACUGUGCUGAGAUUGCACACAAUGUGUCAACAAGGUUAAGAAAGGCUAUUGUUGAACGUGCUGCUCAAUUGGACGUUGUUGUGACCAACAAACUGGCUAGGUUGCGCAGCCAAGAAGACGAGUGAUUUCUCUUGCAAUGUCAAAUUAUUUUUGUUUUUGUUAUGAAGAUGACAGAAAAUCCUUUGAAUUGUUGUUUGGUGGAUUACUGUGUUUGAA